UAUGUACUAUCAUAGAUAAGUGAGUACAGAGAUGGCCAUCGGUCAUCCCUGUUUAUCAGCAACAAGGUCGUAAUACACAUCUUAUGUGAAGGGACUGGUGAAGGCGAUUCCUAGGCCAUUAGAGGGAAGGAAGGAAGGAGAUGACGCUAACUGAGUCGCUUCUGUGGUUACCAUUGACCAUACUGGGACAGACAGCCAAAGUAGUAGAAGUCUUCUUAUUCGUGUUGAUAGGCUGGUACGACGUGUAUGUGUACUCGCCUCUACAAAGAUGUCUGUCUCCAGUCGUGGCUACCAUACCCCGCUCACUGACCAUUAACGGACAUCCCUAUGACGUGUUCACGGCUAACAUAGUAUCGUGGUCACGAACACUGUUGGUCAUCCCCAUAGCUAUUUGCCUUAAGUACGAGUACUCCGUGAUAGCGUUCCUCCUCGUCAUAGCCCACGACUUCCUGGACCAUGUAGACGGUCUUGUGGCGAAGCAGCACAAACAGAUGUUCGGCCAGAUUGACGAUCCUUUGUUGGGAGGAUUCAUGGACGCCUUUUGCGACAAGAUUGUGAAUGUGCUGUCUCUAUGGUCAAUACUGAUGGUGACCAAUUUCGCCCCGAUGACCUUCCAAGGGACGUUACUCUUGGUGUUCUCCUGUGUCAUCAUCAUAUGCUAUGAAUUCGUCAUAGGUGUUGUGCGGGUACAGGAUUAUUUCCGGGCCUUUUAUCAAAGAGAAUACAAAAUACAAACUAAAUCUGACAACACUGGAAAUACGGCGGCCGUCAUGGAGGGGAAACUGAAGGAAAAGCUCGAGUCCAUGGGGAUAGCCUUUCUUUGUCUGGCACAGUCUUCAGGAAAUAUCACAACGUCUGUCUCUGGGAUUGUUGGUAUCGUCUGUCUACUUCUGUCUGUCCGUCUCGCGCAUGCGUCGUUACGUCACAAACUGAAUGCCCGAAAAAAUACAAAAACGAUGGCGGAGGAGCCGAAAUCUAAAGUUCAGAGUGAGAAUAAAACACGGGAAAGGAAUACGUCACAGUCUAACGACAACGAUCCAACGACAAACGAAAAGGAAAACAGGAAAUGCGAGGAAGUGAGGCUAGACACCCUUUCUCCCCUGAAAGACAAACCAUCGACAGUCAAAUAUGACAGAACAGCCUCUUACGAAGACACCGGAAGCAGUGCCCUACCGUAUGAAGACUUGUUGGAGUCCGACCCCCACUUAAAGGACGUCGUCCAUCGCCUGGUCCGUCAGCACUCCGUCCCCUCGAUAGGACUCGAUGGUCGGGUACAGAAAGUCUUCUCAAUAGGAUGCUUUGACCUUUUCCACGAAGGUCAUCGACGUUUAUUGCACCGACUAAAAGCCAUAGGAAAACAGGUGAUAGUGGGAGUACACGACAGUAGAAGUAUUUUUAAACUCAAGAAGCGUGUCCCAAUAGACAGUACAGAGAGGCGCAUGUUCAACGUCAAGCAAAUCGCGGACGUGGUGUACUGUAUCGCCGGCACGGACCCCACACCUUUCCUCUCCUGUAUCGUAGACACCAACGACGGAUGUUCAUGUGUUUACGUCAGAGGGGACGACAUGCAGGCGUUCCCUGCACGAGAGUUCUGCGAGAAGUUGAUGCCGGUGACGUUCCUCCCGUACUCCUCUGGAGUUUCCUCUACAAAACUACGAAAACUGCAGCACGACUCGUCCAAAUUCGGUCCGCACGUCAAAUCAGACCAUGACGAUAUUCUGUAUUGAUUCAUAACAUACAUGUACAUUUGCAUUUAAGUUGUAAAUAAGUAUUUAUUUUGUAUAAAUAAUGUUUUGUCAGCUUUAACAAAGAAACUGAGAAAAUGUUAUAGGCAUAAAUGAGAAAUCUGAAAUGACUCAACUCCAGAAAAAUGUAUAUAAUUAUGAGCAUUGUAAAGCGGCUUAACUCCAGAAAAUGUUUCUUUGAAUUUCCUGAUGUUAUUUAACUCAAAGGCCUUCUCAGAUGUUAUUAUCUUGUAACAAGAAGAAUCAUUGUUUACGUUAAUGGUUUCGAAUCAGAAACUGUUUGCGACCUCCGCCGUGCUGUUACAGUGUUCGGGAACCAGCCUCUUGUGACGACCAAUCAAAACCUUGACGGAAAGGGACUCCUAGAGACGUUUGUCGUCGACUUAAAUGGUUACCAAAAGAAAUCUAGGUCCUAUUUCAUCUAUUUGCCAAAAAAAGUUGUAUAAUAUGAUAUCAUAAACCAAACAAAACGACCCAGAAAGAUCAAAUGUUUGCUUCUAACGGUUGUCUUGUGUUAAUCGAGGCGGGAGGAGAAACUUUGAAGUGACGCUGAUCCAAUUGCGUUCAAAGCCCUAUGAACGCAAUUUCUCAUGGUAAUGCUUGUGGAGGAACUCGCAGUGGAAAUGUAAAUAUAAUUCAAUGUUAAGAUGUACUUAAAUCUUUGAGUACGUGGAUGGUUAUGUAGGCUUUUAGAGACGAUUCAAUUCCGAAAUGUCUUGCAGAUGUAUAAAUGAUCAUUUUAGGCAGCAACGCAACAAUAGAGCAUGGAAAUGAGCCUUCAGAGACGAUGAUUCAACACUGCCUUCUGAGGAACUCCAACUACAGAAUAUCCAUUAAUAAAGGUCUAAACUGAUUUGACUUAAGAUGGAAAAUAUCUAUAAUGUAUACUGUAUAUAGACUUCUAAGCUAGCAAUUCAACAACUUCAGAUAAUAACCGGGACGAACUAACCAAUUGUUAUGUAAAUUCAUGAAAAUUGAUGCCUGAAGAAACAUAAACUUUGUCUAAUG
This is a messenger RNA of Mizuhopecten yessoensis (Yesso scallop), 2753 nucleotides long. RefSeq lists its product as uncharacterized. Gene Ontology annotation, cellular component: membrane. The transcript has 11 exons. Gene Ontology annotation, molecular function: phosphotransferase activity, for other substituted phosphate groups. The record is from RefSeq and is a predicted model, not a curated record. Gene Ontology annotation, biological process: phospholipid biosynthetic process. Lineage: Eukaryota; Metazoa; Mollusca; Bivalvia; Pectinida; Pectinidae. The coding region runs from base 141 to 1727 and encodes 528 amino acids.